Drosophila suzukii is the source of this 3912-nucleotide messenger RNA. RefSeq names its product transient receptor potential-like (gene trpl). Gene Ontology annotation, cellular component: plasma membrane; cation channel complex. NCBI's taxonomy places the organism in Eukaryota, Metazoa, Arthropoda, Insecta, Diptera, Drosophilidae. Gene Ontology annotation, biological process: calcium ion transmembrane transport; regulation of cytosolic calcium ion concentration. The record is from RefSeq and is a predicted model, not a curated record. Gene Ontology annotation, molecular function: protein binding; store-operated calcium channel activity; inositol 1,4,5 trisphosphate binding.
UCGCAGCGUGUAAAUUUCGCAGGUGGCACACGUUCGCGGUGCGUCGCGGGUUGUAACUCGGCGGGUUUUCCACUCAUGAACUAAAAGAAAAAUAAAAUUAUAUAAAAUAAAAUACCAGAACACAUUGUACAGUGACUCCUUCGGUGCCUUAACAACGUAUUGUUGUAAAAUAUCAUAUACUCAUAUCCUUAGUCCCUCACCUAAGCCGGUCACAUGAAAUUUCAACGUCCAUUGUGCCAGCGAGUUGAACAAUUGCACACGUUUUUAUGUGCCGGAAUGCAAGAAUUCUUUCAAUGCCCGUGUGCUAAGCCCGGCGACAUGGAGCCGGCGCUUUGAACUCUGAACCCGGGACACAGUACAUGGAAUAUUAAUUACACUCGGUUUUGUGUUAAGUGAAGUGUUUAAAAUCCCACAAUGGGUCGCAAAAAGAAGCUGCCAACGGGCGUAUCGUCUGGCGGCAACAACACCUCCGCCCCCAAAUCGGUGGGCGGGUGCUGUGUGCCGCUGGGAUUACCGCAACCUCUGCUGCUCGAGGAGAAGAAGUUCCUGCUGGCCGUGGAGCGGGGCGACAUGCCGAAUGUGCGCAGGAUCCUGCAGAAGGCGCUGCGCCAUCAGCACAUCAACAUCAACUGCAUGGAUCCCCUGGGGCGCAGGGCCCUCACCCUGGCGAUAGACAAUGAGAACCUGGAGAUGGUCGAGCUGCUCGUCAUCAUGGGGGUGGAGACCAAGGACGCCCUGCUGCACGCCAUCAAUGCGGAGUUCGUCGAGGCCGUGGAGCUCCUGCUCGAGCACGAGGAGCUCAUCUACAAGGAGGGCGAGCCCUACAGUUGGCAAAAGGUGGACAUCAAUACGGCGAUGUUUGCGCCGGAUAUCACACCUCUCAUGCUGGCCGCCCACAAGAACAACUUUGAGAUACUCCGCAUUCUUUUGGAUCGUGGGGCGGCCGUGCCAGUGCCACAUGACAUACGCUGCGGAUGCGAGGAGUGCGUUCGCCUGACCACGGAGGACUCCUUGAGGCACUCCCUCUCCAGGGUGAACAUCUACCGGGCACUGUGCAGUCCCUCGCUGAUCUGCCUCACCUCCAACGACCCCAUACUCACCGCCUUCCAGCUGUCCUGGGAACUGAGGAACCUGGCCCUAACCGAGCAGGAGUGCAAGUCGGAGUACAUGGAUCUGCGCAGGCAGUGCCAGAAGUUCGCCGUGGACCUGCUGGAUCAGACGAGAACCUCCAGCGAGCUGGCCAUCAUCCUGAACUACGAUCCGCAGAUGUCGAGCUAUGAGCCCGGGGACCGGAUGAGCUUGACCCGCCUGGUGCAGGCCAUUUCCUACAAGCAGAAGAAGUUCGUGGCACACUCGAAUAUUCAGCAAUUACUGUCCUCCAUUUGGUAUGACGGGCUCCCCGGAUUCCGGCGCAAGAGCAUUGUGGACAAAGUCCUCUGCAUCGGCCAGGUGGCCGUCCUGUUCCCGCUCUACUGCCUCAUAUACAUGUGCGCCCCGAAUUGCCGGACGGGCCAGUUGAUGCGCAAGCCCUUUAUGAAAUUCCUCAUCCAUGCCUCCUCCUAUUUGCUCUUCCUGUUCAUCUUGAUUCUGGUGUCGCAGCGGGCGGACGAUGACUUUGUGCGUAUCUUCGGAUCGGCCAGGAUGAAGAAGGAGCUGGCUGAGCAGGAGCUGCGUCAGCGUGGCCAGGCCCCCACUAAGCUGGAGCUCAUGGUGGUGCUCUAUGUGAUUGGGUUCGUGUGGGAGGAGGUGCAGGAGAUAUUUGCAGUGGGCAUGAAGAGUUAUUUGCGCAACAUGUGGAACUUCAUCGACUUUCUGCGGAAUAGUUUGUACGUGAGUGUGAUGUGCUUGAGGGCCUUUGCCUACAUCCAACAGGCCACGGAAAUAGCCAGGGAUCCGCAGAUGGCCUAUAUACCCCGCGAGAAGUGGCACGACUUUGAUCCGCAGCUUAUUGCCGAAGGACUCUUCGCGGCGGCCAAUGUCUUCUCGGCCCUGAAACUGGUGCACCUGUUCAGCAUCAAUCCCCACCUGGGUCCGCUGCAGAUCUCCCUGGGCCGCAUGGUCAUCGACAUCGUCAAGUUCUUCUUCAUCUACACCCUGGUGCUGUUCGCCUUCGCCUGCGGCCUGAACCAGCUGCUCUGGUACUUCGCCGCCCUGGAGAAGAGCAAGUGCUAUGUGCUGCCGGGUGGCGAGGCGGAUUGGGGCUCCCACGGGGACUCCUGCAUGAAGUGGCGCCGCUUUGGCAACCUUUUCGAAUCCUCGCAAUCGCUGUUUUGGGCCAGUUUCGGGAUGGUCGGGCUGGACGACUUCGAGCUGAGUGGCAUCAAGUCGUAUACGCGAUUCUGGGGUCUGCUCAUGUUCGGCUCGUACAGCGUCAUCAACGUGAUUGUGCUGCUGAACCUGCUCAUCGCCAUGAUGUCCAAUUCGUAUGCUAUGAUUGAUGAACACUCGGACACGGAGUGGAAGUUCGCCAGAACCAAGCUGUGGAUGAGCUACUUCGAGGACAGCGCCACCCUGCCGCCGCCCUUCAAUGUCCUGCCCUCCGUCAAGUGGCUCAUCAGGAUCUUCCGCAAGUCCAGCAAGGCCAUCGAUCGACAGCGCUCCAAGAAGCGACAGGAGCAGGAGCAGUUCAGCAAGUAUGACAACAUAAUGCGCUCCCUGGUCUGGCGUUACUUGGCCGCCAUGCAUCGGAAGUUCGAGAAUAAUCCCGUAUCGGAGGACGAUAUCAAUGAGGUCAAGAGCGAGAUCAAUACGAUGCGUUACGAAAUGCUUGAGAUAUUUGAGAACAGCGGCAUGGAUGUAUCCUCAGCCAACAAAAAGGAGAGGCAGCCACGACCCAGGAGGAUAAAAGUCUGGGAACGGCGCCUGAUGAAGGGCUUCCAGGUGGCUCCGGUGCAGAAUAGCUGCGAACUAGAUGCCUUUGGCAAUGUCAACGGUGAGGGAGAAAUGCGGGAGAUCAAGGUGGAGUCCAUUCCCUCAAGGCCAGAAAAGGAAACUGCCAGGGAGCGAUUCCAGCGGGUGGCUCGCACCGUCCUUUUGCAGUCCACGGCUCACAGGUGGAACGUGGUCCUUAAAGCCGCCAAGGAUUCUCAAAUAGGCCAAUGCGCCAAGAACGACAGGAAGAAUCUACAGAACCUGGGCAGAGCCAUCGAGGAGGCCAAGAGGCUCAUACUGCUCAAUCCGGGAGGUCCUUCCGGUCGUGAAUCGCCUAUUCGCAUUGAGUUUGAGGACGAAAAGGCAAGCACUUUGCUGGAGCUACUUAAUCAAAUCAGUGCUGAGAUUAGUGAUAGCGAAAGACCCAAGGUGAAGCCCAUCUGGCGGCCACCUCUGAAGUCCGUUCCUGCCCGUGCCAUGGCAGCCAAUAACACCAGAUCUAUGACAGCUCCCGAGCUGAAGAUCGGCAGGAAAUCCUCGCCAGCACCCACUCCGGGUCCCACUCCCGGACACACGGCAGUCAACCAGCUGAGGAGCCGAGAGCUUGCCCUGUGCCCCAGCAAACUUAUAGCCAACUCAACUUCGGGAACCUCCAUCGCUCCUCCCAAGAAAUCAGCACCCUCAGCCCCAGCUGCUGCUCCUCCACCACCCACCUACAAGAAGGCCAACCCACCUUUCUCCGUGGAGGGUCGCAUCCGGCGUAAUACCCAUACUUCAGAUGGUGUGCCAACCGGCAAUUCGAGCUUCGACAUCCACGUGGUCGAUCUGGACGAGAAGGGCGCUCAUUUGGCCAGGGAUAAUGUUUCCGAUAUCAGCUCCAUUGCCAGCACGAGUCCCCAGCGGCCAAAGCAUCGAAACUAAAUGUGAUUGUGGCAUGGACACGGGUGAUAAAUCGCCUUGUUUCCACCAGAUGCCUUACAAAUAGCUAUAUUCUUGUAUAUCUAUCCAUAAACAAGGAAUAAAUGUAUUUAGGCAAAUUAA